This is a messenger RNA of Desarmillaria tabescens, 1071 nucleotides long. RefSeq lists its product as uncharacterized. The transcript is spliced from 2 exons. The record is from RefSeq and is a predicted model, not a curated record. The coding region runs from base 167 to 874 and encodes 235 amino acids. Lineage: Eukaryota; Fungi; Basidiomycota; Agaricomycetes; Agaricales; Physalacriaceae.
GUUUCAUUGUGUCACUAUGAAACACUAAGCCCACGGUGCCCAGAUCUCGAUUUCCUUCCUCAUUUUACUUUCGUUACAACUACCUCGAACUUAAAAUGCACCGAAAAACCCAAGUGUCUAUCGCCUUCCAUUCUUCCAAGGCAGCUCAUCACUCUCGGUGUCUUCAAUGAUCUUGCCGUCUAGUGGAAGGUGCAACCAAGCCACUGUCAACAUCCUGUACUGUCAAUGUCAAUGGUUCUUCCCUCCCGAGUCCCCCUUGCUAGACCAGGUAGACUCUCAUUUGCCUUCAUCCAUAUUCUCGUGUUCAUGCUCCCAGAACAUCUGCGGUCUCUGUGGACACGGUAUUCACGCCCAUGUAGACUAUGUUUCAACGGUCGUCAAUCAUUAUCCCGCGAAUCAAUGCGCCGCGUACGUCCAAAAGACGCCUCUGACACAACGUUGCACCUGUGAAGCGCAGUUUUACGAGCACGUUGCUAUUUAUAACUCGUAUCGUUUCCCGGAGCCAUGGACUGUUUUUGACUUGUUCGGUCAGCGCAAUAACAGCUCUUCUCUCAGUACCACGAGCAGCUACUACUCCAACGGCGCUAACGCCACCAUUCCCUUUACUCCCACACCCGUUUCCUCUCCUUCUUCCAGUAGCAUCUCGUCUGCUUUUCAACCGGAUACUACCCAGAACUUCCCGGGAGGCUAUAGCUCAGACGGCUACUUCAUUCAGUAUCCAGACCAUUUCAUUAGCUCACCUUAUGCUGGAAUGCUGGUCUGCCAGAGGGUAACGCAACGAACGGGAGUUUCGAAUACCAGGAUUACGGGAACCCGACGUAUGCUUCCUCCCCUGAAUCCUGGUCAGGCUCACACGGCGCUUGAUCCAUGUUAAAGACACCGUAAUUCGUGUCUUCUCCCUUUCCUCCCUCACGGUGUCGGGAUCGUUUCAUCGAUUCCUCAUUGUUGCUAUGCUUCUAUUUCUAUGCCACCGAUUUAGCUCGAUCCCAGUUCUAUUUCUGGCGAUCGAUUAUAUGCACUCCGCUUUCCGUUUCUUUUCUUUUCUCCCCACUCGGAUCUUCCCUCACCAAU